Molecule: messenger RNA, 1000 nt
Organism: Rana temporaria (common frog)
Lineage: Eukaryota; Metazoa; Chordata; Amphibia; Anura; Ranidae
Product: cell surface glycoprotein CD200 receptor 1-like
Exons: 3
Coding region: 55-795 (246 amino acids)
Biological process (GO): regulation of neuroinflammatory response
Cellular component (GO): external side of plasma membrane
Molecular function (GO): signaling receptor activity
Source: RefSeq, a predicted model, not a curated record
UGAAAAUCCCAGAAAUUCGGAUGAAAACGAAUGCACAUGUCUAAUACAUAAUAGAUGACAUUGGAGGUCAAUGAACAAUGCACUAAAAAAUCCAAUCUUCUCAUUCCAGAUGUUACAGUAGUGGUGGGGAGAAGAGGCGAUUCAUCUGUUGUACAAUGUGGGGAUAAUCCUGGAGAUCAAAUAACGAGUGUUAUAUGGCUGAUCCAUCACAUGAAUAAUUCUCAGUGUUUAUUCUCAUAUGCUCCAUACAUCAACGGAAGACCCCAGAUAUACAACAACUGCAGUACAAGAAUGACACUCACCAAUACAACACUGACCAUCCACAACACCCAGAUCUCUGAUGGAGGAAAUUAUACCUGUGAUAUAUCUUCUCCUGCAGGAACCUUCAUCAAGACAAUUAUGUUACAAGUGUUAGCUCAGCCCUUUGUGUCUCUGGAUAUAAACAGUGCUGGAUCUCCGGAGUGUAGAGCCAUUGGUGGAUUCCCGGCUGCAGAGAUCUCCUGGAUCCCACAUUCAGAUAAUAUAAACACAUCAGAAAUUGAGGAUUUGGAUGAUACCUGGACAGUGAUCAGCACAUACAACUAUGACAGAGAUUAUGUGGCAUGCUUUGUGUCUCAUCCCACAUUUGUGAAUGUCUGGAGCCAGUUAUUAUUAUUACCAGGUAAAACCGGUGAUCAUCGGUAUAUUUCACAUCAUUGUAUCGGGAGGAUUAUUGCCUUCAUCUUCUUCAGUUGUCUUGUCAUUGGACUCUUUUUGUACAGCAGAUACAAGUCCAAGGUAGAAAGAGAAACAUAACCCAAAGCGAAACUCUGGACAAAAUAAAAAGUAUCAUACAGUAUAUGAUGUAGUCUGUCACUAAGACAUAUUUAGUUUUUUUUUGUUUUUUAAGUCCUUUCUGUAAUAUAAUUUUAUCUGUUGCUCCUGCCAGAUCUGCUAGUUUUCCCUAUUCCAAUUCCUGAGUCCUAGCCUUAUUCUUCAUGGGUAAACCCUAACCCUAACC